AUGCUAGAGAAAUUAAUCUUCUUGUUACUGGGGACGGUAGCCGCGCAUGUGAAGGUCUGCCCUCUCCAUACAAAUGUCGUCUUUGAUCUUAGUUAUCAAUGUAAUGCUCACACUAGCACAUUAGAAGUACGUAAGACAAACGUCGCAGCUGCUAUCGCCGAAGUAAACACCUUGAAAGCUAGAGGCUUCUGUGACAAUUUAAACUCCUUCACGAUGUUGUUCAACAAUCCAUCAAACGACGACUUCAGUAUGCCAGUAGUCUCUCCUCCUUGGGGAGAUUAUGAUCCUGGCGUUGCUACCUCACAGAGCUACAGUUUCACCGAGGAAGAGCUACACGUCAUGUUUUAUAUCGAUGCCCAGUGGGACAGUGGGGCCGCAAGUUUCGACUGGGAUUGGAUGGCCUACAAAAUCAUCCAAGAAGUGCAAAACAGCGUGUACCCGUCAGGAACUACUUUUGAAGUCUUCGUUGCUGCUCCUUCCAAUACAUACGCUCACUAUCCAAUUUAUAGAUAUGAUACUAUUGAUAGGAAACGCCGAACAACAGACUCACAAUAUCAUGAUUGCGAAAUCCGAAGUGUUCAAGUUCUCUACCAACGACUGGCAGCAGCGCUUCGAGUAGGACCCAUUGCCACCGAAAUUGUUCACGCAGCCGGCUUACAAUCGACAGGACUCGUUAACCUAAGCUCCUACUACCUCAAAUACGUUAAAACUGCCGAGCGAAACCGCAUUAUCUCCGUAAACAUCAUCAACCACGAAAGUUUCGUUACGAGCAUCACUCAUAAUGACAAACUCCGAUUCUUUUCCGAAAUUAGCCAUGUUGAGGCCACGAAGUCAAUUUGCUCGCUCUUCCUCUUCCGCGAACAAACCUGGCUUGAUAAUUUCUACAUGAUUAUGGAAAUCGAUAGCUAUGACGGAGAAGAUGUCAAUUUUGGCCUCAUUGGCGGUUAUUGGCGAUUCGAAUUCCAGUAUUUGGUCAAUUACUGGUACGGUUCCCCAGUUAUUGUGCCACCGGUUGGUUCUGUUACUGACGCGCCAGUUACUCCCCAGUGCGAAUGCCAAAAUGGAUGCACCUGCGAACCUUCGUGCAAAGAUGAAAAUAAUUAUUAUUGCAAGCCUCAAGUCGGUUUCCCGUUUAUUGGUAAAAAUUGUGAGUAUCCGAUUCAACCUCGUUGCACCACCGACUCUGUCUCCAUCUCAGUUCCAAACGAAGCCAUCUUCUGGUAUGCACAGGGAGUUCCGAACGUGGCCGUGCACGGAUGUGCAGCUGGUACGAUUUGCCACCCCUCUGAUGCUAUUUGCGGACCAUUCCGUGUCACUCCUGGUAGCACAAGCGUCAUCGCCUCUUGUCCAGUAACACCUUCUCUCGCCGGUGGCAGCUUACGCUCGUCAGUCACUUUUGUCUUGGACCGAGUGGACGAUCUCAUAAGCAUGCCUCGCGCCCUCACUCGCGUUGACUGUGUUGUUGAGGUUCGACAAGCACAAGCUGUCAUCCGCCCUGAAAUUCGAAAUGUCGGCACUGUUUCUAAAGUUAACAUUUGGCAGCCAACAAUGUCCUUCUGGAAAACUAACUUCAACGUUCGCCCAGGAAUCCCCGCGAAUAAUCUCGCUGUUCCCGGUACUGGCACAAUCAUCUACGUUGUUGGUGAAAUGCUGCAUGUAAGAUUAGAAGCAGAUUACAACGGGACUCCGGCGAGUCAAUUGCCGACACCACACACAAUCUCGUUGGACACUUGCACUCUCCGAUCAUCAGUUAACGCUGGCCAUGCGAUCACAAUCUUGUCAAAUGGCGUUGUCCCGCCAAAUCUGCCUUUCCCCGUUGUUGUUGAUCGCGCUGCUGGAUCGGUUGGCGGUGGCCAGGAGUUCCCCGGAGUUGGCUUCCAAUUCCAAAUGUUUCAGUUCGCGCCUGGUACGGAAAUCACGCUGAUGUGCUCCGUACGUAUGGAUAAAAACAGAAGACGACGAAGAUCUUCAUACGAUCCCUACUUGCUCCAUGAAAAUGAACAGCAUACUUUCUCCGAAUGGAGAGAACUUCUGGAUCAAUAUGAAGACUACUAUGAAGAGUACGAAUCAGAUGAAUACUUGCCCGAGCUUUAUAGCAUUUCUGAUGAGUAUUACGACCUUGGCAAUGAUGAAGAACAAAUCGAAGUUACAUUCUUCGUGGUUCAAGAAGCAUCCGACAUCGACGCCCUUAUUGAAGAAAUCAUUGAGGAUCUCCAAACACUCACGAUCUACGCUGACGUUCCUACGACAACCACGACGACAACCACGACAACGACUACGACCAGAACAACCGUUGAUCUUGGCAAAAUGAUUGAUGAAUUUUUCCAUGGAAACUUCACGACACCCAGUACCACCCGAACGACAAUCAAUCUUGCAGAUGAAAUUUUGGAUUUCUUCGAAAACGGGACGAGCUUCAUCGAGUCUAGCGGCAAAAAGCUGAAAUCUGAAGUCUACGAAGAGGUUGAAGAGAUCGAAAAGAUCUUAACGGAAACAGCUAGCUUCAUAUGGAUUCGAUACCUUCUCAUCAGCCUCCUCGGCGCCUUCACGAUUCUCCUCAUUAUCUUCCUCAGACAACGAAGAGAAAUGAUCAUUCAAAAGAGGCUUGAAGAAGAGGCCCUUAUGGGCGAAGAUAAAUCUGCCUUUGGCUAUUCUUUUUAA
Molecule: messenger RNA, 2658 nt
Organism: Oikopleura dioica
Lineage: Eukaryota; Metazoa; Chordata; Appendicularia; Copelata; Oikopleuridae
Source: the annotation of a GenBank genome assembly